UGGGUUGGCCGCGAGUGAGGACGUGGCAGAGAGCAGGUCGGGGAGGGGGCACUUCCGGUGGGAGCGGCAGGCCCGGGAACCGGAAGCGGGGCCUGGCGGCGGAGCGCAGCCGGGGCAGCAGCGCCGGGAGGGACGAGCGAGGAGCACCCGUCGACAAGUACUGCGGCACCAAAGCAGCAUGCCUGAGAAUGUUCAAGAGACCCUCUGAAUCAAUCUCUGAAGAUCCAGAUCCUCACUCUUCUUCCUUUUGGAGAACACUGUGGUCCCCGUUUUUCAGACAUUGGAAGCAAUUUCUUUGGACCGCUGGGUCUUGAAGAUUGAGUGGGAAUACUCCCUUCAGUUCAAGGCCAGGCCAAAAUGCAGUCUUGGCUUCCCUUUCCCUUUUCAGGGAUCCCUCUCACAAGAAACUGCUGGAAGUAGAGGUCUUGUCCCUGUUGAAAAUGGGAGCUAUAGAAGUGGUGCCAGAGCCUUACUGAAGGAAGGGCUUUUAUUCCUGCUAUUUCCUUUCCCUUCAUCCCUUUCAGAAAGGUGAUCAAGACUGGUGAGACUAGUUUGGGGAUGUGAACACAAUGAGUGUAAACCAGCAAGCUCACACAGGGCUUCCUUAUGGGCAGCCUCAGCCUGGAUAUCAGGGAUACCAACAAUCCGGUUAUGGAGGGCAGCAAAUGCCUGGAGUUCAUCAUUCUCAGUAUGGAGCUUACAAUGGUCCGCUGCCAGGAUAUCAGCAGCCAGCCCCUUCACAAGGUACAUUAAGAGCGCCUCCACCAACCUCUGGAGCACCUGUUCCUGCUGGCCAGCCAGUGUAUAGUCAGUUUGGGCAAGGAGAUGUGCAGAAUGGGAUUGCAACUUCAGCAGUCCAGAUGCAAAGGCCCUCUGCAUCUCAGCCAUUCAUACCAGGCACUGCACCCACACCUGUUAGCCAACCAGCUACUUUCCAGCAAUAUGGCUCUCCCUCAAUCAGUGCGCAACAACUGACCAAUCACAUGGCAGGAAUGCAGAUAGGCAGUUCAACCUCGGCUCCUCCCCCAGCUGGACUGGGCUAUGGUCCCCCAACAUCAGUUCCUCCAGCCUCAGGAAGCUUUACUGCGACAGGAUCUGGUCUCUACACAUCUUACUCUCCAAGCCAAGGACCCCCUCCUGUUACCAUGACCCAUGUAUUGCCCCCUACCAGCCUGUCUCAGGGUCUUUCCCUGGCACAACCUGCUUUUUCUGGUCCGCCACUGUCAGCCCAGCGCCUCCCUCAAGCCCCUGGUUUUGUCCCACCUCCCUGCUCCACAGGGAUUGGACCUUCCAGUUACCCUCCUACCACUGGGGCCCCAAGACCUUCAACAAUACAAGGCUCACAGUUGCCUGGACAUGCUCUAACUGGAUUACCACCAUCCCAGCCUAAUCAUGUGUCCUCACCACCACCUCAUCCAGCCAUGUCUGGGCCUGCAAUGACUGGCCUCCAGGGACCACCUCCUCUCACACAUCCUUCCCAGUCAGGAUACCAAGUGCAGCAGAAUGGCUCCUUUGGACAGGUUAGGGGCCCACAACCAAACUAUGGCGGUGCUUAUCCAGGAACAUCAAAUUACGGGAGUCAACCUGCACCACCUCCCCCGCCAAAACGCUUGGAUCCGGACUCCAUUCCUAGCCCUAUCCAAGUAAUUGAAGAUGACAGAAAUAACCGCGGAUCAGAGCCAUUCAUCACUGGAGUUAGAGGGCAGGUCCCACCCCUCGUUACUACCAAUUUUCUGGUGAAAGAUCAAGGUAACACAAGCCCCCGCUACAUAAGAUGCACAUCUUACAAUAUUCCUUGCACCUCAGAUAUGGCCAAACAAUCCCAGGUUCCCCUAGCUGCUGUCAUAAAACCACUGGCUACGCUACCCACAGAUGAGGCCCCUCCCUAUUUGGUAGACCAUGGAGAACCUGGUCCUAUCCGGUGCAAUCGGUGCAAGGCCUACAUGUGUCCUUUUAUGCAGUUCAUUGAGGGUGGAAGGAGAUUCCAGUGUUGCUUCUGCAGCUGUGUCACUGAGGUGCCUCCUCACUACUUCCAGCAUUUGGAUCAUACCGGCAAGAGAGUGGAUUUCUAUGAUCGACCUGAAUUAUCUUUGGGCUCCUAUGAGUUUUUGGCAACAGUCAGCUACUGUAAGAAUAACAAGUUUCCCAGCCCACCUGCUUUCAUUUUCAUGAUUGAUGUGUCUUACAAUGCUGUAAAGAGUGGCUUGGUGAGGCUGAUCUGUGAAGAGUUGAAGUCACUCCUGGAUUACCUGCCCAGGGAAGGCAACAUGGAAGAGUCAGCCAUUCGGGUGGGCUUUGUCACUUACAACAAAGUGUUGCACUUCUAUAAUGUGAAGAGCUCAUUGGCACAGCCACAAAUGAUGGUUGUGUCGGACGUAGCUGAUAUGUUUGUGCCGCUGCUUGAUGGCUUCCUGGUGAACGUGAACGAGUCCAGGACAGUUAUUGUCAGUUUGCUGGACCAGAUCCCGGAAAUGUUUGCGGACACAAGAGAAACAGAAACUGUCUUUGCCCCGGUGAUUCAGGCAGGAAUGGAAGCACUGAAGGCGGCAGAGUCUGCUGGCAAGCUCUUCAUCUUUCACACCUCACUGCCCAUUGCAGAGGCCCCAGGGAAGCUGAAGAACAGAGAUGACAGGAAGCUAAUCAACACAGAUAAGGAAAAGACUUUGUUUCAGCCUCAGACGAGCUUCUACAACAACUUGGCCAAGGACUGUGUGACCCAGGGCUGCUGUGUAGAUCUGUUCCUUUUUCCAAACCAGUAUUUGGAUGUGGCAACACUGGGAGUGGUUCCUUACCAGACAGGUGGCUCCAUUUAUAAGUACGCCUAUUUCCAGCUGGAGACAGACCAAGAGCGGUUCCUGAAUGACUUGCGCAAAGAUGUCCAGAAGGAAGUGGGAUUUGAUGCUGUGAUGAGGGUGCGCACAAGCACGGGUAUUCGAGCAACUGACUUCUUUGGUGCUUUCUACAUGAGCAACACGACAGAUGUGGAGCUGGCGGGUCUGGACUGUGAUAAAACCAUCACAGUGGAAUUCAGACAUGAUGACAAACUGAGUGAAGAUAGUGGGGCGCUUCUUCAGUGUGCUCUGUUGUACACAAGCUGCGCAGGACAGCGACGACUCCGCAUUCACAACCUCUCCCUGAACUGUUGCACGCAACUUGCUGACCUCUACCGGAAUUGCGAGACAGACACACUCAUCAAUUACUUGGCUAAGUUUGCAUAUCGUGGGGUUCUGAAUAAUCCAGUCAAGACAGUGCGAGACACGCUGAUCAACCAGUGCGCACAGAUUCUGGCAUGUUACAGAAAAAACUGUGCUAGCCCCUCUUCUGCUGGCCAGCUGAUCCUCCCUGAAUGCAUGAAGCUGCUUCCUGUGUACUUGAACUGUGUGUUGAAGAGUGAUGUCCUGCAGCCUGGGGCAGAAGUCACCACUGAUGACCGGGCCUACAUCCGCCAGUUAGUCAGCUCCAUGGAUGUAGCGGAAACAAAUGUUUUCUUUUACCCCAGACUUUUGCCUCUGACCAAAGUAGAUGUUGACAGCGACACCUUACCAGCGGCAAUCCGGAACUCUGAAGAGCGACUCUCUAAGGGUGACCUGUACCUCCUAGAGAAUGGAUUGAACAUCUUCGUGUGGGUAGGAGUGAAUGUGCAGCAGGGCCUGAUCCAGAACCUCUUUGGAGUGUCAUCCUUCAACCACAUCAGCAGCACUCUGAGUACCUUGCCAGUCUUGGAAAACCCCUUCUCUAAGAGAGUGCGAUCCAUCAUUGACAUGUUCCAGGCACAAAGAUCCCGCUACAUGAAGCUAAUAAUUGUGAAGCAAGAAGAUAAAUUGGAGAUGCUAUUCAAACACUUUCUGGUGGAGGACAAGAGCAUGAGUGGGGGGGCUUCAUAUGUGGACUUCCUCUGUCAUAUGCACAAGGAGAUUCGGCAGCUACUGAGCUAGAGGAGGGAGUGGUGCUGGACUUCAGCAGUGACAUUUCAGUCUCCGCUAACCACCUGAUCCAUGGGCCCAGCUCCCUCAAGAAGGACAACAUAGAAACCUGUACAAUUCCGUAAUUUUUAAUACACAUUGCAUAAGCAAAGAUCCUUUCAACCUCUCCCAGCCCCAUUUGAGAGAGAUGCAAAAUUUCCUGGCGAGGGCAGAGAAAAGGCCUUCGAACCCAGGUCUUUUACCUGUCUCUAAGUUAUUUCCUGUACUUGGCAGGAAUCUACCCUCCUAUGCUCGCUAAUCCUGUUGUAAUGAAUGUAGUUUCUCAGUUCACUGUACAUGAUUCAGCAUUGGGUGAAAAAGCGAUAACUCUUCAAAACUACUAGUCGUUGCUGUGUGUUUGUGUGCGCGCGCGCAUGCUCCAAGAGUGAAGAGGAGCCAGGUGGGGGAGGACAGGAGGUAGGCCAUCCAGCCAGAUGGUGGGAGUUGGAGCACCUAAGCAUUUUUUAAAUCUCCUUCCUAGUUUAGGGGAAAAUACAACAUGCAGAGCACAAACUGCAACUUGUGGCCCUCUGGACCCAGGAGUCUUCAUUUAGAAAAAAACAAACUACUCAUCAACUGAGCUGUGAGCAAGGGGCUAGCAGGACAAAUCCUUCCGAUAUCUCCACAUCUUAUUGUGGUAAGAGUUGCAGUGCAGAAUGGUAGUAGAAUAAAAUAAUUUUAAACAGUGAGUGAGCAACAAUCAACAGCUGCUGAAUGGGAGAGGGGUAGACUAAGAGCCUUCUGUUGUCAUGAAUGGCACCCCCGCAACCCCUUCCCUUCCUUGGGAAAAGCAACCUCCCCAUCUUAUUUUUCUGUGCAGCGUUGUCUUAUGCCUUCCAUGUUCUAUGGCCUCAUGUCACUCGCUCCUUUUGUUAGAGCCUACCUACGCUGGUCUAUUCGUGGUGAUCAUACCCACUGCCUCCAUGUUUCAGUUGAAAUAGGAAAUAUUUUUAGCAAGGUGACAUAGGGCUGUAGGGAACAGGAUCUGAGUGGCAAGGUAGCUGUUUUCUGUUCAGACUAGGCUGAAUCACAGCAGAUAAGCAAGGAUCUGAGUCUUAGUGGUGCAAGCUUGAGACUGCUUUGUACCCCAGAGUUCAAGGAAGGGGAUGCAAAGGAACAAGAAUAGAGUUUAAACUGCACUGCACAAGGUAAUACCAAGUACUUGACCUCAGUUGUUGGGAAGGUGCCAUAGUGGAAAGAAUAUUUUCAACACUGUAUGUUUAUACCCCUCGUUCUACCUACUGAUCCAUCUGCAUAGAAAACUUUUAUAAGCCUGUUUGUUAACCUAAGAUACCUCAGUCAGAUUAGCCCAUCCACUUUGUGGCUGGCCAGUCUGCCUCUCCACUCUGUAAGGAUGGAAGAGAGGACUCCUGCAAAGGGGAGUGAUGAGUUUAAAUCAGAUUCAGAAUUCUAAGGGCUUGUUCAUUAAUUUUUGAAAGGGGGGUAAUUUACUUUAACACUGACAGAGCUCUUACAAUACCCAGGAUUUAAUGAGGGGACAGCAGCACUGAAGAUGUGAGGGAAAAAUGGGAGAAUAUGCAGAAUAAUGGGUGAAGAGAUUGGAUGCAGUUAGAGGACAUGUUUUAGUUGGCCUCGGCUUUUCAAAAUAGGGUCCUUUUGCAGAAGACCUGUUUAGUUUUAAAACAAAAAACUUGGCUCCGUGGUUUUAGUCCCAUGACCUGUAGUGUGUGUAAAUCUGUUUUUCUUCUACUGCCGCUAGUUUGUCUUCCCUCAUAUCACUACACACAAAGGGGAAUAUGAGAACGGUAAUGAAGAAACUCCUUUAAAAUACAGCAGACAGUUCUUCAGCAUUUUCUGUAUGUAUGUGGCUGACAUUUUUUACCCCAUACACUGCCUCCAACCAAAAAUGUAGAGGGUUUUUUAAACCGAUGGAGAGAGAGCUUCCCAAGAAUACAAUGCUUGGCAACCACAGACUUUCACAAUACUAAUUUCUAGUAUUAAUAUAAGAGGGGAAAAUAAGCUCAUAAGUGAACCUUUCAUUUUCUUCACUCUUGUUUUUUUUCCAAUGCAUCUUUUAAUUUGUAAAGAAAUAAAAAAAAAAUAUUAAGAUGUAUUUUAUGUCAUUGUUAGUAAAUAAACACUGCUGAUUAUUUUUCCAAACCCUGUAUUUUGGGGGGGGAGGGAGGAAGGGGAAGCCUGGGGUCUAGGUGAGUAAUCAAUUCAACCUGCUGCCAAUCAAGUUCUGUAUUUUUAAUAUUUCCUGUUUGGAUGUGUUUAACUUUCCACUCCUUCUGAACCUUGGUUUUGCUAAGAACAUUCCCUUUCCUCUGAGAUGGCUUGGGUUAAAUUACGACUGCUUUUUGGUCUAUUUCCAUAACCAUUUCUAGUUGAUAUUUUGAGAGAGUACUAUUAUUAGCUACAAUUAGAAUCUCAAGGACCCCAUUUUUCUUGGAGUACUCCAUUAAUAUGGCAGAAUAAUUUCUGAUUUUCUUGGAAUCCAAAAAUAAAGUUCAAAUUAAACACAGCAGUUGGCAACAGCACUCUUGCAAGUCUAGGCUAAACUUGUAAUCUGUGCAUUGCACUUUAAUUUGAAUCUCAUUGUCUCCUCUAUACACUUGACUGUAGCUUAAAACAUAGAUAUUGUACAUUUAACACUGAUAAAUAAUCUUUUCAGCCAUCUGUAUAUGAAAACACAAGCCAAUCAUUGCUAAAUAACCAUCAUUAUUUUCUGGAGAGAUUCCAAUCUGUUACAGAGGGCAUGUUCCUACAUUUGUUAUAUCCAAAAUCACUGCUGAACUGAUACUUUGAGAUGAGUGAUGGGCUUUGUGCAUUAAUUAUCUGGAAUAAAUUGUGCCUGCAGGAAUGUUGUGAGAUUA
Molecule: messenger RNA, 6799 nt
Organism: Chelonia mydas (Green sea turtle)
Lineage: Eukaryota; Metazoa; Chordata; Testudines; Cheloniidae
Gene: SEC24C
Product: SEC24 homolog C, COPII coat complex component
Exons: 24
Coding region: 570-3935 (1121 amino acids)
Biological process (GO): COPII-coated vesicle cargo loading; endoplasmic reticulum to Golgi vesicle-mediated transport; intracellular protein transport
Cellular component (GO): endoplasmic reticulum exit site; COPII vesicle coat
Molecular function (GO): zinc ion binding; SNARE binding
Source: RefSeq, a predicted model, not a curated record